Molecule: messenger RNA, 1011 nt
Organism: Schizosaccharomyces osmophilus
Lineage: Eukaryota; Fungi; Ascomycota; Schizosaccharomycetes; Schizosaccharomycetales; Schizosaccharomycetaceae
Product: autophagy associated WD repeat protein Atg18b
Exons: 5
Coding region: 1-1011 (336 amino acids)
Biological process (GO): autophagy of mitochondrion; protein localization to phagophore assembly site; nucleophagy
Cellular component (GO): fungal-type vacuole membrane; cytosol; phagophore assembly site membrane
Molecular function (GO): protein binding; phosphatidylinositol-3,5-bisphosphate binding; phosphatidylinositol-3-phosphate binding
Source: RefSeq, a predicted model, not a curated record
AUGGCUCCUGUGGUUUUACACUGCUCUUGGAACCAGGAUCAAAGCUUUCUCUCAGUUGGGACAGAAACCGGUUUUCAGAUUUAUCAGUGCGAUCCGUUUACUUUACGUUUCUCGAAAGAAACAAACGGUGUUGCUUUUUGUGAGAUGCUUAAUCGAUCAUCACUUGUUGCGCUUGUUCAGGUGUCGCCCGCAUCUACUCGAUUACUUAAGCUCAUUGAUAUAAAGAAAGAUGUCGAGCUUUGUGACAUGUUCUAUCCUGCUCCAGUAUUGAAUGCUCGUCUUACGGUUACUCGUCUGGUUGUAGUUAUCAAGGGGAGCAUUUACGUUUACAAUCUUAAGAAUCUGAAUUUGAUUAACACUUUGGCAACAAUUUCUUCAAAUAAAAUCGCAUUCUGUGCUCAUGAAUCCUUUAUUGCCUACAAUUCACCCCAGGUUCCAGGCCAUGUAUACUUGACUUCACUGGAGACAGCAAUGCCGAUUACACUGCUAUAUUGUCAUUCGAGUCCAGUGCGAUGUAUUGAAUUUCAUCCAGAUGGACGCCUGAUAGCUACAGCAUCCGCCAAGGGUACAGUUAUACGCAUUAUGUCAACAUUAACUGGGGAAAAAGUUAUGGAACUGAGACGUGGGUACCUGCCUGCUUCUGUUGUUUCAAUCGCCUUUCAUCCAAAAGAACCCUUUUUGGCCUGUGCUUCUGAGAAUGGAACUAUUCAUAUAUACAGACUGUCAAAGCAGACCGUUUCUGAAACUAAUCAUUCUCCUGCUUCUUCUGUGAGCAACUCAUCCUCCUGGUCAAAAUUUCUUAAAUCCAAUGUCACUAAACCACUAGAAGCUCGAAGGGAGUUUGCGACAGCGAAAAUACCAGAGUCAUCGUUUUAUGGAAAAAUCGUCUUCUGUGCAUCAAAACCUCAUGUACAGGUAAUCUCUUACAGUGGACAAUACUAUCGUUUUGUGGUUGACUUAAAACAUGGUGGAAACUGUGCCAUGCUGGAAAAGUACAUACUUGAUGAAUAA